Messenger RNA from Odocoileus virginianus texanus, 501 nucleotides. The record is from RefSeq and is a predicted model, not a curated record. Lineage: Eukaryota; Metazoa; Chordata; Mammalia; Artiodactyla; Cervidae.
AUGGUCAAUGAUUUAAUCAACCAUGCCUAUGCAAUGAAGGCUCCAAAAAAACUCCCAGGAGAGGUUCGGAGAGCUUCCAAGUUGGUGCACCUGGAGCUGCCUCAAAUCCUUGGGAAUUUCAGAGUGACUGAGACUUCUGAAGCUGUUCCAAAUUUUGAAGAGAUGUUUGCCAGCAGAUUCACAGAAGAUGACAAAGAAUACCGAGAAUACCUGAAACACCCUCUGGAGUCUCCUCUGAUUGUUGAGGAAUGGAAUAGCAGAGCUGGUGGCAAUCUGACAAACAGACGAAAUCGGUUGUAAGAUAAUAGACAGUUUAGAGGUAGGGAUAGCAGAUGGGGGUGGCCAAGAGACAACUGAUCCAAUCAAUGGCAUGGAUGAUCCUGGGGUAACAACUACCCACAGCACAGACAAGAACCUUACUACCCCCAUCAAUAUGGACACUAUGGUUACAACCAAAGGCCUCCCUGUGGCUACACUAAUAGAAGUGUCAGCAAGUUUUAG